Molecule: messenger RNA, 2773 nt
Organism: Ctenopharyngodon idella (grass carp)
Lineage: Eukaryota; Metazoa; Chordata; Actinopteri; Cypriniformes; Xenocyprididae
Exons: 18
Coding region: 167-2062 (631 amino acids)
Molecular function (GO): RNA binding; metal ion binding; protein binding
Source: RefSeq, a predicted model, not a curated record
CCGUCUAGAAGUAGGUGCGCAUGCGUGUAAGCGGGCACUGUGUGCGCAAAGGUGGAGACGAAUCUCGAGAAAACACUACGAUUGGAAGGAAUGUAAAACAAUUUAGAAGUUACUUAAAUAUUUUAUAAUUUAGAAUUACUUAACAUAUAUAAAUAUAUUCGCUAAAAUGUCAAGAAAGAACACCAUAGGACCUGAAUACUUCCGGCUGCGUGACGAUGAGCGCCUCCAGCGGACUCACGAGGCUAUGGUCGAUUUCAUCAAUGAUAGACAGCAAAACCGCAGCUUCUUAGAUGCUUUAAGUUUUGGUUAUGGAUUUGUUCCAGAACUGGACCACUUUGCAGCUCAGUUUACAGGGUAUGAAGAUUCAUCUGAUGAGGAUUAUUAUGAUUAUGACGACGAUAACGAUAAGUAUGGCGUCCGUACAAACAACAGAUACUGUGGCUUUUCUCGCAACUUUCUUGAUAGAGGCCUGCCAAAACCAUCCAAACACGUAACACCCGAGGAAGCAGAAAGAAAUGCAAAAGUGCUAGUAGAUGAAGAGGAAAAACUUAAGAAAAAGGCAGAGAAGAAGAAACAGAAAAAGAUGAGACAGAAAGAGAGACGUCGGCUGGAAAAAUUAGAGAAGGAGAAUGCAGAUAAAGAAAAAAAUAAACCGGUACAAGUUGACCCCGGACCAGAAAAGACUAAACAUGCAGAUAAAGAUGAAAAUGAAAAUAAAGUUAAAAACAAAAAUUGUUCAUCUGUGCCUUCUCGUCCUCAACGCACCUCAGCACCUGUGCAGAGUAGUGAUAGCAGUAGUGAUGAGGAAGAUGAUGAAGAGGAAGAGUCAACUAUAGAACCAGAGGAGCUUGAUAUGAAUAGCUGCUUCGUGUCAAACGCAGCUGCUAUCGCCAAGCGCAAACUAGAACAAAAACCCAAACCUGACAAGAAACCUCAAGCAAACUCAAGAAAACAGCGUGGGUCAGAGGAGAAAGGCACCACUACGCCACAAAAACAGAUUGAUAAGGAGGAGGUGAAGUCAGAGGAGACUGUCAAUGCAAAUUAUUUUAUUACAAGAAGUGUGGAGAUGGCAGUUAUGGGUAACCAGUAUGCCGCCUCAGGAAACCUGGAGAUGGCUGUGAAAUAUUUUACAGAUGCUAUAAAAAACAACCCUAAAGAAUAUAAGUUGUUUGGAAAUCGUUCUUACUGCUAUGAAAAGAUGUUUGAAUAUGAGAAAGCUUUAACCGAUGCUGAUAUUGCUCUUUCUAUGAACCCCAAAUGGAUUAAAGGGCUUUACAGAAAAGGCAAAGCGCUGGUUGGGCUGAAGAGAUAUUAUGAAGCCAGACUUACAUAUGGUGAAGUGUUAAAACUGGACAGCACAUGUAAGGAUGCAGCUGAGGAGAUGAUGAGGGUGCAGCUCAUGCAGCUUAUGGAAAUGGGAUUCACCAAAGAGCAGAGUUCAAAUGCCCUUAUUCUUCAUGGAACUGUAGAAAAAGCCUUAGAAAGUCUCUCUGGGCUAUCAGGUUUAGUCCCUGUCCUAGUUCCCAGAGAAAGUGAGUUUAUGACUGUAGAGCGUCACCCACAACCUCCAGCUAAAUUCCCUCUCAGACCUCUUCCUCAGAAUCAGCAUCAACCCAGUAUGCCAGCCGCUGCUCCAGUUCACCGUCAUGCCCCAGAGCUAUUCCCUAUCUGGGUCGGAGAUCUGGUGCCUUCUAUAACAGAGGCUAAACUUUAUAAGUUAUUCAGCUUUGUUGGACAAGUCCAUAGUGUAAGAGUGUUACAAAUGAGACAUUGUGCAUUUGUUAACUACACCAACAAGGAGGACUGUGAGAAAGCCAUACAAGACUUCAAUGGUUAUGCCAUUGAUGGGACAACUCUAGUGGUGCGCUAUCCUGAUAGGAUUCACACACGUCUUGGAGUGUCCAGAGAUGCAUCUACAGAGUCACCAGGGAAGACCGACAAACAACCUGAUGAAUGUUAUUUUUGGAGGACAACUGGCUGCUUAAAGAAUGACCGCUGCACUUACAAGCAUAUUCCAGAAAACAAGGGCGUUGACCGCCAUAAAGCCAAAUCACACCCCUGAUUCACAGCACACCGACAGAGGGAUUUAAACCUCUCAAAAUCAGUGUAAUUAGUUACAGAUACAGUAAAAAUUUCACAUGCAUAAAACAAUAUGGGGCUAUCGUGUUUGGUCAUUUAUCUGGAUAUUUCAUCAUUUUUGUCUACAAAUAGUUCAAGUCUUACUAUCAGUCUAUACACAAGUUAAAGAGAGUUUGGACAAACGGGUAUGAUGGCUGUGAUUUAAUCAACUUAUUUUGUCCCACAAAAUAGUAUGUUCCCUUUUACUAAGUCAGUUAUUGGUUUUAAUGUUUUGCAAGACAGUGGCGUGAAGCUUUAUAUUAUUUUUAAGGCUGUCCAAAGUUUAAUACAUGGUCACUGCAAAUAUCUUUUUUUUUUUUUUUUUUUAAACUAUUGGGAAAAAUAUUUGCCUUAUUAUGACCCUGUCUGAGGGUUUCAAACCAUAAGUGUUGUCUGUCUCUGAGAGUUUUUAUUUGGACUGAUUCUAACCUGCAGGUUUUUACCUGCUUCUGUAAAAGUUGAAAUGUGUCGAAUUCAAAUCUCUCCACGUCACGUCUGUUAUAACAACUAUUUGGCGUAAAUAGUAUUAUAUCAUAAAUCUUGAUGAGGAAAAGUUUGCAUUAAGUUGUAAUUGAUUACCAGUGAUAUACCUGUAAAGCAAUGCAAAAUUACUCUCUAAUACAAUAAAAGUUGCCCUGAAAAAUGGGAAAAUCUU